Molecule: messenger RNA, 1203 nt
Organism: Rotaria socialis
Lineage: Eukaryota; Metazoa; Rotifera; Eurotatoria; Philodinida; Philodinidae
Source: the annotation of a GenBank genome assembly
AUGUCGCCUGUGCUGUCAUCAACAGAUAGUGAUUAUUCUGGUAUUUCAAAUAUAUCUACGCAGAUAGAGUCUCUGCAAAUGAAGUUGAAUCCAAUCAUAGAAAAGUCAGCAUCUUCUAACAAAAAUACAAAUAAGGAAACAAAAUUGGCAAGACCAGGAUCUACUACUGCAAGUAGUUCGUCGUCGACACGUAAAGCUCCUGUUGAUUUGCUUUUUGCAUCGGCACCACCAGCAGUAGAUCAUACCAGUGAACGUACACGAGCUAAAUAUGAAGAGGUGGUUCAAAAUUCUGGUCUAUUUCAUAUUGAUGGAGAGCGAAAAUUUAUCGAACAGAAAGAUUUUGUAAAGCAAAAUUUACUUGGUUCUGGCUCAUGUGGUACAGUAUUUAAAAUGGAAUAUAAACCAAGUCAAACGAAAUUAGCUGUUAAAGUCAUGCGUCGCACAACAUCGGAUGAAGAAAAUAAACGAAUUAUAAUGGAUCUAGACGUUGUUGUGAAAAGCUAUGAUUGUUCAUAUAUUGUUCGCUGUUUUGGUUAUUUUAUACGAGAAACAGAAGUUUGGAUAUGUAUGGAGUUAAUGGCAACUUGUUUUGAUAAACUUCUUAAACAUAUUCAACAAUGUAUACCUGAGUGUAUUCUUGGCAAAUUAACGUUUUCUACUGUUACUGCAUUAUCUUAUUUGAAAGAAAAACAUGGAAUUAUGCAUCGAGAUGUUAAACCGUCGAAUAUUUUGAUUGAUGAACAGGGCAAUAUCAAGUUAUGCGAUUUUGGUAUCAGCGGUGUACUUAUUGAUUCCGUGGCUAAAUCAAGAAAUGCUGGUUGUGCUGCAUAUAUGUCACCAGAACGUAUUAGUCCAUCAACUCAAGAUAAACCUGAUUAUGAUAUACGAGCUGAUAUUUGGAGUUUAGGAAUUUCACUUAUUGAACUUGCUACAAAUGCUUAUCCAUAUCAAAAUUGUCGAAAUGAUUUUGAUGUUAUGUCACGUAUCGUUACGGAAGAUUCUCCUAAAUUGUCUAAUGAUCUUACAUUUUCUGAUAAUUUUCGAUCUUUUGUUAAUACAUGCUUAGUCAAAGAUUAUCGACAACGACCAAAGUAUGGUCCAUUAAUGCUUCAUUCAUUUUUUGUCGAAUCAGAGAAACAAUCCGUUGAUGUUGCUGAAUGGUAUCUGAAAGUUACCACCGCUAAAAAUGAACAAAAACAGUAA